AGCGAAAAUUACAGCUGCAAAUAUGCCAAAGAAAUCAAGGACACCCAUUUUGGAACUGGGAAUGAUCAGGUAACCCUCCACACCGGGGUACUCUAUCUCAGUAGGGGCAGAGUGGAAGCCUUCGCAUCCCUCUCAUCAUCUCUACAGCACGAUGCAGUGGCAACCUGGGCUCAUCUUGACCCAGUGCUGAGAUACAUACGAGGAAAGUAUCCUGAAGUCCACAACCUACAUUUCAUUUCAGAUGGCCCAACUUCCCAGUAUAGAAACAAAACAUCUUUCUAUCUAGCCUCCACUGUGCCCUUUAUGCAUGGAUUUGAAUGGGUGACCUGGAACUAUACUGAGGCAUCACAUGGCAAAGGUGCACCAGAUGGAGUUGGUGGGGCCUUGAAGAAUCUUGCGGACAGAAUUGUUUCUUAUGGGACCAGUAUUCCUGAUGCAGACUCUCUGUAUGAGCAGCUGAAGAACAAUUCAUCAGUGACUCUGUACAAAGUAUCAGAGGAGAAAAUAAAGGCCAGCUGCGAAUUGGUUCCCCCCAACCUGAAAGCAGUUCCUGGGACACUGAAAAUACACCAACUGACAUCCACAAAACCAGGAGUCAUAAAUACACGGGAGGUGUCAUGCUUUUGUGGAAAAAAUUGCCAGUGCUUUUCUACAAAUUGCCACAUGUUCUCUGAGGGAAGAGAUGAGGACCCUGACAGAACAGAGGCCACCAUAGAGGUUGGAAAGUGGGUCCUGGUUGAAUACGAUGGUGACUUGUUUCCUGGUACAGUCACACAGAUUGCUGAAGGGCAGUAUGAAGUCGACACCAUGAAUUGUGCCGGGGAGAACCGCUUCUAUGUACCAAGCAUCAGAUUUCCAGGAGAAAGGGUCUGGUACUAUCGUCAGGACAUACGGGACAUAAUCCCAGAACCACUUCCUGUCACCUCCUCUGCUAGACAUUUCUGCAUUUUACCUGACAUAUGGGCAAAACACAAGAAAUGCUCAUGA
Carassius carassius (crucian carp) is the source of this 987-nucleotide messenger RNA. RefSeq lists its product as uncharacterized. NCBI's taxonomy places the organism in Eukaryota, Metazoa, Chordata, Actinopteri, Cypriniformes, Cyprinidae. The coding region runs from base 304 to 987 and encodes 227 amino acids. The transcript is spliced from 3 exons. The record is from RefSeq and is a predicted model, not a curated record.